UGCGGCUAAAGAGACAGCCACAAUGGACGGCAUCAAGACUUAGCCAAAAACAUGGUUACCAUCCAAAGUUCCGAUGUUGUGGUGCCCUCCGAGAUUACGCCAACUUCAAUCUCCUCACUCUCCCUCUGCGACCAAAUCAAGCUUCCCAACCACGGAUCUCAGCUCUAUAUCUACUCCAACACACGCAUCACCGAUGAUUCAUCCUUCGCUUCUGCGAUUCACACUCUCUCAACCUCUCUCAGCAAAACCCUCACUGUCUUCCACCCUUUAGCCGGUCGCUUGAGCCGGAUCCACGGUGGCCGCCUCCAGCUUCUCUGCAACGCCAAAGGGGUGCUUCUCGUGGUAGCCACGUGCAACACUGAACUCAGUUUUGAAGAUCUGUGUGAGUUCGCUCCCACCUACGCUGUCCCCAAGAUCAACUACGAUGUCCCGAUUGAGGAUGUUCCCUUGCUAGUGGCGCAGGUCACCAGGUUCCCGUGUGGUUUCAUCACACUUGGAAUUGCCAUGUUUCGCGCUUUCCUUGACGGAACUUCACUUUCGAACUUCAUUAGCUCCUGGGCCAAACUCGCCAGAGGGGAGAGUUUAGAUUCCGGUUUGACUCCUUUGUUUGAUCGAUCGAAACUAGAUUCGUUCAAACUGAAUAAACCGCCGCGGUUUGAACAUCCCGAGUUUCUGCCACCGCCCCUUUGGACAAAACGCGAUGAGGUGAUGCAACAUGAACUGGGUACGGCCUUGAUGGUACUCACAAAAGGGCAAGUUCAGAAACUGAAGAAUAAAGCGAAUGACUUUGGAAGUGGGCAUGGUAAGGUUCCCGUACGAGGUUUUACCAGCUUUGAGGUCAUAAGUGGUCACUUGUGGAGGUGCAUGUGCAGGGUUCGUUAUUUAGGUGAUGCGUCUCAACCGACGAGGUUGAACACUUUGGUUAACUGUAGAAACCGUUUGAGGCCAUCUCUUCCCACUGCAUAUUUUGGCAAUGCAACAUUUCCUACUGUGACAGAAACUUGUUCCUUUGAUGACAUUAUGCAGAAACCUCUUGGCUAUGCUGUGAGGAAAGUGAGCGAAUCGAUUGAGAGAAUGCGUGAUGAGUAUGUUAGGUCUGCUCUUGAUUAUAUAGAACGUGUGGAGGACAUGGAUUUGUUCAGGGACACGUUUUACAACUCUGCUGGGAAAGGUAGAGAAGACCCUAAUGUGAAUGUGGUUGGUUGGGCCAAUUUUUCGUAUUUUAAGACGGAUUUUGGGUGGGGGAGACCUGUUAUUUUGCUUCCCGGGAACAUUAAUUCUAAUGCCAAGGCUUUCCUUUUGGACACUGCAAGUGGUGAUGGCUUCGUUGUAGCUGUUUGUUUGCGGAGAUCGUAUGUAGAUGCGUUGAAGAAGUUGUUCUUUGAGGAUAUAGAGAAGCAUGCUUCUAAAUUGUGAUAGAUGACAUGUAGUUUUAAAAAGAUUGUAUGUGUUCUUCUUUUAUAAAAGGGCACAAUAGAACUUGGUUGAACUUUCUUUGCAGAAAUCUGUGAUGAAAAUUUACAUCUUAACAGAAAAUUAGACGAGGCUUCUUUGUAUGAUUCUGUGUUUUGAUUAUCUAAGUGGUUUCCAGAAUUGAUUUCUGUGUGGAA
Molecule: messenger RNA, 1610 nt
Organism: Vigna angularis (adzuki bean)
Lineage: Eukaryota; Viridiplantae; Streptophyta; Magnoliopsida; Fabales; Fabaceae
Product: spermidine hydroxycinnamoyl transferase
Exons: 1
Coding region: 52-1416 (454 amino acids)
Molecular function (GO): acyltransferase activity, transferring groups other than amino-acyl groups
Source: RefSeq, a predicted model, not a curated record